AUGUCUGAAGCUAUGACCUCAUGCUUCCAUGGCUAUUGCGUUAAUUUCGAGAAGCAGGUGCUCAGGGCGCAGGGUGUUCAAUGCUUCACCAAGGAGCAACGAAGAUAUGAGGUGUUCGCGAACAUGAGAUAUGAGGGUCGGGACACGACUCUGAUGAUUCUCAGGCUUGAGAACGAUGCCUUCUUGUCCACCUUUCUCCAACGACACCGCUGGGAAAAUCAACUUCACCCCUUGAGCGCCCGGUCUUUCAUCGAUGAUGUUCGCAUUGGAAUCAUUGCUUCCGCCAACAAAAUAGCCGAGAAAAGGUCCUUUGCAGCAGUUCAAGGAUAG
This is a messenger RNA of Bipolaris victoriae FI3, 330 nucleotides long. RefSeq lists its product as hypothetical. Bases 1 to 330 code for a protein of 109 amino acids. The record is from RefSeq and is a predicted model, not a curated record. NCBI's taxonomy places the organism in Eukaryota, Fungi, Ascomycota, Dothideomycetes, Pleosporales, Pleosporaceae. The transcript has 2 exons.